AAUUGUCAGGGCUAAAUGAACUUUCCUUCCAUCCAAUUGCAACCUGAAACAGCCAGGUCUUUGGAGGGUCUGGGUUCUCGAGACAGGGGAGAAGGGCAGCACAUCAGGAGCUGUCAGAUCCCACACAAGUCCACAGAAGCAUCAGGAAUCAGUUCACUGGGAGCACUAGACCAGGAUUCAUGGUGGCUGCUGUCUGAGUGGGUACAAGAGAGAAGGCUUCAGUUGGAUCAGUAUCAGAGCAUGACAGGACAGCAGCAAUGGACGCUUCUGGCCGUCAUGGCCCUCCUGGUCCUCACAGUGACAGCAGGCGAGGGGGGGAAAGCUGAGAAACAAGGGAAGAAGGAGCGUAAGUCGGACUGUGGGGAGUGGCAGUGGAGUGUGUGCGUGGCCAAUGAGGGUGACUGCGGCCUGGGCACCAGGGAAGGCACACGCACUGGCACCGACUGCAAGCAGACCAUCAAGACCCAGCGCUGCAAGAUCCCCUGUAACUGGAAGAAGCAAUUUGGAGGUGAAUGCAAGUAUGACUUCCAGGCCUGGGGAGAGUGUGACAUGGCGACGGGGAAAAAGAACCGGACAGGGGUGCUGAAACGCGCUCUCAUGGAUGCUACCUGUCCUAACACAGUGAGCGCCACCAAGCCCUGCGGCAAGAUCCCCAAGACCAAGCUGCAAGAUGCCAAGAAGCCGAAGCGGGAGGGGAAGAAGAGGGAACGCACCCUGAUGGAUUAGUGGUGCAUCAUGGGAAGCAGGAAGUGGAAGUUGAUGCUUAUACUGCCCUAUCUCAACAUGGUUCCUAUUUGUUUGUCCUGUAGGUUUAUAUGUAUUUCUUUCCUAAUUUCUCAUAGGAAAAUCUUGUAGGGGAUUUAAUACUCUGUGUGAAUAAUACAAAUUAAGCAUUUCUUACUAAAAUGCUUACCUUAACAUUUUUCAGUGUCAUUGUUGGAAAAACUAAAUAUAUUGGAUUUUUGUUCAUAUUACAUAACAUCCUUUUUGUUUGAGGUGACAAAAUUAUUCUCAAAUAAAACAUCCUUUCUUGCAUGUCUUGAUUUAAAGCAGCUUCAAGUUAAAACCUCAUGUCUUUACUGGGGUUUUAAAGGUUAUUUUGCUGGUUCCCUCAACAGAAAAAUUGCUAACAACUUUUGUAACAAUUUGAGGGAAUACGUUAAUAAGAAACAUAAGUACUCAUUGAUGUAAAGGAAAUUCCUUUUCUAAUGUUAUCUACAGUGAAAGAUGUAAACUAUUGUCAGAUGACUGUAUACAUUAGAUACUGUACAGUUGUUAGUGUGUAAGAGGUUGUGUCCAGUAUUAGUUCUGGUCCUCCUGCUAUUAUACCUCACUUUGUAGUUCCCCCGCUCUCCAGGUGAACUCUGAGUAAAACUGUUAUUGUAGUUUACAACUGGAGUUGACCUGUCCUAAUUAUCGACUACAUUUAAAAAAAUAAAGUUUGAAAUGAUGUCCAAA
Molecule: messenger RNA, 1458 nt
Organism: Salmo salar (Atlantic salmon)
Lineage: Eukaryota; Metazoa; Chordata; Actinopteri; Salmoniformes; Salmonidae
Gene: ptn
Product: pleiotrophin
Molecular function (GO): growth factor activity
Source: RefSeq, a predicted model, not a curated record